AUGGACGAAAGAAAUCAGAUACCAGGUUCCCAUCGCCGAAUCUUUCUUUUCGCGCAGCCCAGAACAACCUCAUAUCUAUUGACUCAAAUGCUCGGCCUCAAGGGCCAGCCGCGUGUUCAUUGGGAACCAUCUUGUGUUUCCGUCUUUGCACCAAUUGCCGGGCUCUUGAUUGAGUUGGAAGAUAAACCGGUGGAACAGUGGACAGCUGAUGAAAAAAGCCGCGUCAGAGCUGGCUUCCAACAGGCUUUCGAUGCUCUAGAUCGGUACCUCCGUGACGGAGAGACAAGAGACAAGAUUGUCUUUGCAAAAGAUCAUUGCAACCUAAUGUGGAAUCCGGCUGCUGGUGACGGUAAACGCAGCACCGCGCCCGGGGAUCCUUACUUCACCGUUGGCCCACCCGAUGAAGUAGUCGACGAAGCAACGACGGUCAAGAACCCGACAAUCCUUCCAGACGGGUAUCUGGGCUCUUGGAUACCCGUCUUUCUGAUAAGGCACCCCGCUCUGGUAUUUCCCUCGUUCUGUCGAGGUGCGUUGGAGGCCGCCGCCCAGAGUACUCUCUGUCACGACAGGAUGAAGAUAGGCAAGCACCUACGGGAGCAAUUGUCAUUCUCUUACACACGGUGUCUAUACGAUUGGUAUACCAACUAUUUCCGCGAGAUGGGCGAGAAAGACGGCGCAAGCCCAACAAGCCCUGUUCUCCUCGAUUCAUCCGACCUCAUCAACGAACCCCGGCUUGUUUUUGCACUCGCCGAGAAGCUAGGGCUGGACCAGUCCAAGGUCCAAUUCACGUGGGACUCGGGGGGUUAUUCAUAUGCCGAUGAAUCAAAAAACAUAUUCCGUCGCACUCUCAACUCGUCUACUGGUGUUAUCAAGAACAAAGCAGUUGUUGAUCCGAAUAUGGUUGUGCUAGAGCAAAAGUGGAAGGAAGAGUUUGGAGACGAGCUGAAGGAUGUGAUAUCGAAUUGUGUCCGGGCUGCAAUGCCAGACUAUGAGUAUCUUAGAGACAAGCGGCUCCGUAUUCCUUGA
Molecule: messenger RNA, 1026 nt
Organism: Aspergillus candidus
Lineage: Eukaryota; Fungi; Ascomycota; Eurotiomycetes; Eurotiales; Aspergillaceae
Exons: 1
Coding region: 1-1026 (341 amino acids)
Source: RefSeq, a predicted model, not a curated record